Molecule: messenger RNA, 1713 nt
Organism: Phlebotomus papatasi
Lineage: Eukaryota; Metazoa; Arthropoda; Insecta; Diptera; Psychodidae
Gene: GluRS-m
Product: probable glutamate--tRNA ligase, mitochondrial
Exons: 2
Coding region: 116-1645 (509 amino acids)
Biological process (GO): glutamyl-tRNA aminoacylation
Molecular function (GO): tRNA binding; glutamate-tRNA ligase activity; ATP binding
Source: RefSeq, a predicted model, not a curated record
AAACAAUCAUAAAAAUCAUAAACUUGUGAGGCCUUACCGAGGAAUCUUAGUGCGUGCGGCGCAGAAGAAAAACAUUGUGUGCGAAUUUGUGAAAAAUGGUAAUUUGGAGUAGAAAAUGACGAUCCUGAAGAGUUUAUUGCGAAGAUCCUUCCUCCAGCCACCUUUUGCUCUCCAUCUCAGAUACUGUCACACGGUAGAUGAGGUUCGGGUGAGAUUUGCUCCAAGUCCGACAGGAUUCCUUCACUUGGGUGGUCUUCGAACAGCCCUGUAUAAUUAUCUCUUCGCCAAGGCGGGUAAGGGGAAGUUUAUCGUGAGGAUUGAAGAUACUGAUCAAACUCGCAUUGUCGAGGGUGCAACUGAGAGACUGCUGAAGGAUCUGGAAUGGGCGGGGUUAAAUCCAGACGAGAGCCCUUUAACUGACUCUCCGCAUGGGCCAUAUGUCCAGAGUGAAAGACUCGAUAUUUAUCAUCGGGAAGUGAAGAAGCUGCUGGACAAUGGUAGUGCGUACUACUGUUUCUGCUCUGAAAGGCGCCUGGAGUUGCUCCGGAAGGAGGCUCUGCGGGUGCGUCAGGUGCCCAAGUAUGACAAUCGAUGUCGUCAUCUCACUCCAGGUCAGAUUGCAGAGAAACUAGCGGCGAAGGAUACUUUCUGUAUCCGGUUCAAACUGAAAGAGUUCCAUGAGGCUUUCCGGGACCUCGUUUAUGGAGAUUUAUCGUACAAUGUGGCACUGAAUGAGGGUGAUCCUGUGAUUGUCAAGUCCGAUGGCUUUCCCACGUACCAUUUUGCCAAUGUCGUGGAUGAUCAUCUUAUGGAAAUUACUCAUGUCCUGCGAGGAGUUGAGUGGCAGGUUUCGACAACUAAGCAUCUUCUGCUUUACAGAGCUUUUGGCUGGACACCGCCAACCUUUGCUCAUCUUCCUCUCAUCAUGAAUGCCGACGGAUCGAAGCUGAGCAAGCGUCAGGGAGACAUUCAGAUGGACUACUACCGGAAGAAAGGAAUUCUGCCUACAGCUCUUGUGAAUUAUAUCAUCCAGGCUGGAGGAGGAUUCACGAUUGAUCCCUCGGAACGACUCAAUAUCUACCCACUUGAGGAACUUGUGCAGAAAUUUGAUAUUUCUCGUGUGAAUUCUCACUCCUCCCGAUUGAAUCCUGAUCACUUGGGAGAGCUCAAUCGUUUGGAAAUCCAAAGAACCAUCGCUGAUCCUGGAAAAUGUGAUGAACUAGUGAGAAACCUUCGACAAAUGAUACAGCAGACCUAUCCCAAUCACAAUCUUGAUCUCAGUGAUGAACACAUCAAAACAGUGAUCCAAUGGGCAUCUAAUCGAAUGACGAGCCUUGUGGAACUCGUGGAGGGAAAACUAGCCUUCCUCUGGAUCAUCCCUAAAUUGCAGAAAGCCGAAUUAACCCCAGAAAUUCUAGAUGAAUUAGUAACUAAGCUGGAAAGUGAGAAUUUCACCAAGGAUAACCUCCAAAGUCUACUGAAGGACUUCUCCACGAAGAACAACCUGACAUUCAGCAACUUCAUGCGAUCCCUGAGAACCAUGUUAAGUGGCUUGAAGGAUGGUCCUAGUGUAGCUGAAAUGAUGGAGAUUCUGGGCAAAAAGAGCACGAUCCAGCGCAUUUUGGUGUUACGAAAGAAAUCCUAAUUAAAAACAAUAUUUACUACGGCUACUGUUGUAUUUUAUUUUAGAGACAUUACACGAGAUAAAUUGAA